UUGGAACCGGCAGAGGUAGAGAAGGGAACAGGGAGCAGACCGGAGUCGAACCCGGGUUUCACGAAUGGAAGGCGCCGCAAACCAGCACGAGCUAAUGACAAGCAGAUAAAACAGAACGUUUCAGAGCCGGAGAGCGACACUCCUGAGCUUUUUCUGUGAGCUGAUCCCUGUGCUGACCUGAGCGGCCGUGUGCUGACCUGAGCGGCCGUGUGCUGACGGGAGGAAGGCGGCUGGAUCACCACCACAGCAGCUUGGAAAGGUGCCUCCACACUUCAAUCAGUCUGACUGCUUUAAAGAAAACUACAAUGGCUGACCGGUUUGACUGUGACAACUGCAAAGAGUCCCUGUAUGGCCGCAAGUACAUCCAGUCGAAUGACAGCCCCUACUGUAUCCCCUGCUACGACAGCCUGUUUUCAAACACAUGUGACGAAUGCAAGGAGCUAAUUGGCCAUGAUGCAAGGGAGCUCUUCUACGAGGACAGGCAUUACCACGAGCACUGCUUCCGCUGUUUCCGCUGCGAUCGCUCGUUGGCUGAUGAGCCAUUUACCAGCCAAGAUAAUGCUUUGCUGUGCAAUGACUGCUACUGCAAUGAAUUUUCCUCCAAGUGUGUAGCCUGUGACAAGAUAGUCAUGCCAGGUACAAGAAAGCUGGAAUAUGCUGGCUCUACAUGGCACGAGGGCUGCUUCAUCUGCCACAGCUGUGAACAGCCUAUUGGCUCCAAGUCCUUCAUCCCUGACAAAGACGAGCAUUACUGCGUACCUUGUUAUGAGGACAAGUUUGCUCCACGGUGCACGCGCUGUAAAAAGGCUUUGUCUAAAGGUGGUGUGACCUAUCGGGAUGAGCCUUGGCACAAGGAGUGUUUUGUCUGCACCAGCUGUGAGACCCAGCUAGCUGGUCAGCACUUCACCUCCAGAGAUGAAAGCCCUUACUGCCUCAAGUGUUUCAGCAGCCUAUAUGCCAAGAAAUGUGAGGCCUGCUGCAAACCGAUUACAGGUUUCGGUGGAGGGAAGUACAUCUCGUUUGAGGAUCGUCAGUGGCAUCAAUCAUGUUUCACCUGCUCUCAGUGCUCCGUCUCACUUGUGGGUGCUGGUUUCUUCCCAAAUGGCGACAGGAUCCUGUGCCGUGAUUGCAACAGCAACCUAUAGAGCUUCCCUUUGCUCUAGUCCCAUCCCACCUUCAUCCUUAUUUUUUUACUUUCCAGCACACAGGAAGGUAACACGGGCUAUCAAAGGCUGCCUCAGGUCGUUUUUAUGAAAAGACUUGUUUCUGUGUAAGAUUUUUCUUCUGGAGCGAGCAAAGCUGCUGCAUUGAUUGCAUGAACCGCAACCAAGUUUCUUUUAUUAACCAGAAAGUUAAUAAUUUAGUUUAUGGAGUGCCCAAUUAACACAUGUAUGCUACAAAAUGCUAAAGCAAAGAACUUAAAGUUGUUUGAGACUUUGUCAAAGAUGAAAAUGUCACCUCAGGUACAGGUCGAACUGAGGAAUGAACAAAGAAAACCGUGCAGUACAGUUUAUGAGCCCAGAAUUCUGACAUAAAAAGGGGGUGAAGCUAGUGUUUUUCCCCUCUAAAAGCUGCAGUUGUAUGCAUUUGGAAUGCUACUUUUCCUCACAUCUUUUAUCUUUACUAUUUCUGACUUUUUACAUGUUGGAAAAAGUUUUUGUAUAUAACGUGGCAUGUAAAAUGUGGCAAAAAUUCAGCAUAUUAAUAUGAAUUAAAAUAUUAAAGCGGCCAAUGACAAGUACAAGUACGUCGACUUUGGUUUUUGGUAAAAUAAUGCACUUUGGAAAAUGUUGCUCUUUUGUCACCAUGUUUUCUGCACAUAAAAUCACAAAAUCACAAAGCAAGACACACAUUUUAGUUAUUCUUUUCAUUUAUCUCCCAAUACUGAACUUCACAGUUAUGCUUACUUCACACAGUCUCACCUUUGUUUUGCUUUGUUUUUUCCUUUUUUAAAAACAUUUUUUUUCCAAUUCUUUAGCACCAGCAUUUAUAACCCUAAAGAACGCACACCUAAUGUGCCUUGCAAAAAUGUGCAUGUCAGUAAAUAUUUUGUUGUUGUCAGUGUUCAUCAUGUACAUGUACAAAACUAUAAGAAAUAUUAAGAAUUUGUUUAUUUUGGCUUUGAUGCAGGUGAGUCAAAGUUGUCAGAUAUACUUUAUAAGAUGUAAAGUAGCCCCCCAUGAAAACAAACCUAUGGUAUUAUUGUAAAUCAGUUGAUGACUGAAAGAGCUGAAUGGCUACUUCUUUUUCAAAGUCUUAUUAAUAAAUACAUUGACACUGAC
Oryzias latipes (Japanese medaka) is the source of this 2282-nucleotide messenger RNA. It is a transcript of the gene fhl3a, whose product is annotated as four and a half LIM domains 3a. Gene Ontology annotation, cellular component: Z disc; stress fiber; nucleus. Gene Ontology annotation, molecular function: actin binding; transcription coregulator activity. Gene Ontology annotation, biological process: actin cytoskeleton organization. The record is from RefSeq and is a predicted model, not a curated record. NCBI's taxonomy places the organism in Eukaryota, Metazoa, Chordata, Actinopteri, Beloniformes, Adrianichthyidae.